Molecule: messenger RNA, 4353 nt
Organism: Octopus sinensis (East Asian common octopus)
Lineage: Eukaryota; Metazoa; Mollusca; Cephalopoda; Octopoda; Octopodidae
Product: zinc finger protein 271
Exons: 2
Coding region: 271-3057 (928 amino acids)
Source: RefSeq, a predicted model, not a curated record
UGUGGUGAAAGAGUAAGCAAAGUUAAAUCUAUUGCACUGCUGGGGUACACAAUUUGCACUGACACCGUUUGUCUGUCUGUGAGUCUGGCUGAGCUCUGGUCACGUCUAUUUAAAAAAUUGCCAAUAUUGAAGUGAUCAAAAGAGGCCAUCGGAAAGGUCCAUGCUUGCGGUUAAGUUCCAGGAGAUUCUGUUAAGGUGUUAGCUGCUGCUUCUACUGUAUUUUAGUUCAGCACAGGCCAGCUGUCAAGCUAGCCGACUUAGUUGGCCAAAAUGGAACGGUCAGCCAGCGUACCGUUCCAUUACGACAUGUACGGGAUGCCCUUUCACCCGGCGCAUACCCUACAUGCUCCGAGGAUGACUCACAUUGCCGACAAGUCCAUUCAUAACACAAUCUCUUCAGCCGGGAAGCACUUUCCUCACAGCAGUGACCAUGGCCUCGACACUCAGCGCAUGAUUCCUAUGCAGGAUAAAGGCAAUCACAGCAAUAUUUCUGGCAAACACCUCCACCAUCGACACUCCUCAUCGUCGUCGUCAUCACAUUCCCACAGUUCUCAGAGAAUGUCCCAUGCAAUAGAAAAAUCUAUGCACCAUUCAAGCAGCUCAGGCAAGCAGUUCCCACAUGACCACACUCUCGAUUCACAAAGAAUGCUACAUGGUAUUGAAAAGUCCAGCCAAAAUAGCAGCAGCAGCUCUGGCAAGCAUUAUUCCCAUGAACAUAACAUGCAGUCAAGCCAAAGAAUCUCACAUGAGAAAACAACCCAUUCUUCAUCAAUUUCUGGGAAACAAUUUCUGCCAAGUAGCUGCCAAGAAGUUCCAAGGAUGUCGCAUGUUCCAGAGAAAAACAUUCACAACAGCAUCUCCAGUAAACAGAUCUCUUCCCACAGACAUAACUUGGAGAAGGAGAGAAUAGCCUCACCAGUUGACAAACCAGACAACAACAGCAACAGCGACCUGUCUGGGAGCCAGUUCUCUCAUGAGUCGACUAUCGAGAGCCAGAGGCUGCCACUGCCCUAUAUUGGUCAGACAGUGUUUCCUGGUAACAAUAUGUACAGCAGCCAGUAUUCUCAGCCAUGUUACUUACCGACCACUGACAGAAUGCAGUCAAGCUUGGAGGGCGGACAAUCAUCCAAGGAGAGUUCUUCUCAAAAGAGCUCCACUUCUAGUAUUGAUAAAUCAUUCCAUGGUGAUGUGUCUCAAAAACAAUACGGCCCGAACAAACUCUCGCAGAGCUCCAUAAAACAACAUCAACAUCAGCCACAUCAACAACAGCCACAGCAACCACCACAACAACAGCAACAACAACAACAACAACAGCAGCAACAACAACAACAACAACAUCCUCCACCCCUCAAACAGCUCUUCUGCGAUUACUGCGGCAAGAAGUUUGCUCAGGAAUAUUUGAUGCACAUGCACCGAAGGAAACAUACAGGAGAGAAACCGUUCCAGUGCGACAUCUGCAACAAACAGUUCUCUCGCAAAGACGUGAUGCAGCGACAUAAAAAGAAUCACACGGAUAAAAUCGAUCAACCAAUGAAAAGCAAUGAAAACCAUUACCAGUCGAUGCCAGUCAAUGUUCAAAGAAAUGAAAUUCAGAAUCAUGGAAAAUUCCAACAUCAGAAUAUUUCUCCAAGUUACCAAAGACCACCAACUAAUACACAGAAAUAUCCAUCGCAAUCUCAGCAGCCCAUCUCACAACCUCAGUAUCAGAUGCAAAAAAACAUGGGCAGCAAUUAUCAAGGAAUGCCACCAGAUAUUCCCAGGUUUGAAGAACUACAUAACGUUUCUAUGAAAAAAUCUUAUUACUGUGACAUAUGUCAGAAACAGUUUGCUCAGCGCUAUUAUUUGGCCAUUCAUAAACGGUCUCACACUGGCGAGAAACCAUUCCAGUGUGAUUUUUGUAUUCAGAAAUUUGCCCGCAAAGAUACAUUAAAGAUCCACCGUAGAACACACACAGGCGAGACACCUUAUCAAUGCAAUGUUUGUCUUGAAAAAUUCUCUCAAAGAAUUAAGUUGCAAAUUCAUCAGAAACAGCACAUUAGUAAGAAACGGUACCAAUGUGAUAUUUGUCUGAGACAUUUCGCACAGCGUUACUACCUGCGAAUACAUCGCAGGACUCAUACCGGGGAACAGCCUAAUCAGUGUGAAGUCUGUCUAAAACAAUUUGUACAGAAAUACCACCUGGAGAUCCACAAGCGGAUCCAUACUGGGGAGAAACUGUUCCAAUGUGAUGUCUGUCUGAAACAGUUCACUCAAAAAUACUACCUGGCCAUUCAUAAGCGAACCCACACGGGAGAGAAACCAUUCCAGUGUGACUUUUGCAUCCAGAAAUUUGCUCGCAAAACGACCCUUCAAAUUCACCGGAGAACCCAUACAGGGGAAAAGCCCUUUAAAUGUGAAGUUUGCCUCAAGCAAUUUUCCCAAAGUAGCAAACUAAGAGUUCAUCAAAGGACCCACGGACCGAAACGACGCUACCAAUGUGAUGUUUGUAUGAAACUGUUUGCGCAGCGACAUUAUCUUCAGAUCCACCAGAGAUCCCACACCGGCGAGAAACCGUUCCAGUGUGAGAUUUGCUUCAAACAGUUUGCUCAGAGAAACACAUUACAGAUACACAAGCGAACGCACACAGGAGAGAAACCAUUCCAGUGUGAAGUCUGCCUCAAGAACUUUGCCCACAAACACUACCUGCAAUUGCAUAAACGGACCCACACCGGGGAAAAGCCGUUCCAGUGUGACUUCUGCUUCAAGCAAUUCGCACAGAGGAAUUCUUUGCAGAUGCAUCGCAGAACGCAUACGGGUGAGAAACCCUUUCAGUGUGAAGUGUGUUUGAAGGCAUUCGCUCAGAGACACUACCUACGACUGCACAAACGAACCCAUACAGGGGAGAAGGCCUUCCACUGUGACUUGUGCCCUAAACACUUUGCUAGGAGCGACACACUACAUCGCCACAAGAAGACCCACAACAAGACUGCCAGUAAACCUCCAAAGACUUCUUCGAAUUCCAUCAACAAAACGGUUGAAGAAUUUCCUCCUAUGAGUACUUAUUUGUGGCAACUGUGAUCUGACAGAGGGAGACUGUUGUAAUGUUUUUAGUUAAAUGAUAACUAAAAUAUUGUGUAUUGCAGUGAAUACAUACAUGUAUACAUAUAUACCUACAUAUGUGUGCACGCAUCAUAUAUAUAUAUCUAUAUAUAUUAUAUAAAUAUAGAUAUACAUAUAUAUAUACAUGUAUAUAUACAUGCGCACAUACAUACAUGCAUGUGUGUCAUGGAAUAUACAUAUGUAUAUACAUUAUAUGUCAUGUAUAUACAUAUGUAUAUAUACAGGCACCCAAUUAAGAUUAUAUUUCAAGACAGACAAUGACACAGUGUAUUAUUAUUAUUAUUAUUAUUAUUAUUGUUAUUAUCAACAUCAUCAUCAUUUUUAUUAUUAUUAUUAUUAUUAUUAUUUCAUUACAUCUUCACAAAUCACAUCAUAAAACAUUUGGAAAACGUAGAGAGAGCAUUUUUGCUGAAUCAUCCAUCCUAGAAAGUUUUCUUAUAUUUUUCAUAUCAUUUUUUCUUCUUUUUUUGACAGUUUUCUUUUUCUCAACCCUUUCUUGUUCUCCCCCCAACCCCUGAUCUUCAAGGAGUCAUACAGUACCAAUUUGUCUUGGUGUCAUUGGAUAGACUUAGUUGAAUCUACUUUGGAAAAUUCUUUAUUUCUCUUGUACCUUCUCCUCCAACUAAAAAACAUUACUAAUCGUGGCUUGACCGAUGCCAAACUCACCAGAAACUUUUCCAAACAUUUUCAUUCAUAAUUGACUUAUGGCCAGACGUUCCAAAACUGAUGCUAAACAAUCCACAUCCUUAAAAGAGCCAACUUCAUGUACGGUGGGUAAAAACAAUAAAAAUGGAAGAUAAAAAAUAAAAACAAAACUGGUGGCUCUUGGAAGGGCAGAUAACCCAUGUUUAGACAAUAAAGACUUUGAUUGACUCAUGCAAAAAAAAAAAAAAAGACGGCUGAUACACAAUUGCUGUAUAUUCGCAUUGUAGACCAUCAGAGUGUGCAUACGAAAUAUGUUGCACUUGGGUCUAGUUUGUAUACUGUAUAUACAGCCAUUGUUUGCAUAAAAGUUUGUAGUUUUAAAGAACCAGAUUUCAUUGGAAAAACAAACGCUGCUUGCUGAUUGCAGAAAAAGUCAUUGCUGAAGGCUAAGUGAGAUUUCAUUCAUUUUAUUUAAUACGUUAAUAAAAAGUCAGAGAUGAUGCAAUGGGACAAAAUAAGGGGAAUCUUUAAAUAUUUAUAUCAUGCAGCAUUCUUUGUGAGUCUGUGUUAUAUAAAUAAAGAAAUAAAUAUUAUAUGUGUAGCAAUCAA